Messenger RNA from Acanthopagrus latus (yellowfin seabream), 1883 nucleotides. RefSeq names its product UDP-GlcNAc:betaGal beta-1,3-N-acetylglucosaminyltransferase 2, like (gene b3gnt2l). The transcript is spliced from 2 exons. The coding region runs from base 276 to 1550 and encodes 424 amino acids. The record is from RefSeq and is a predicted model, not a curated record. Gene Ontology annotation, cellular component: membrane. Lineage: Eukaryota; Metazoa; Chordata; Actinopteri; Spariformes; Sparidae. Gene Ontology annotation, molecular function: protein N-acetylglucosaminyltransferase activity.
UAAAGAGAAAUAUGCGGUUGGAAAUCUAAAUGAUGCGGUUUUGUGCACCUGCUCACCUGGCGGAAGGAUCUGAAGGCUCGUGGAUAUUGUUUCAUUCAUCCUCUGCUUCAGACAUAUGCUCCAUCCUCGGAUCGCUGUCAGCUCGGGUACAUCCAGUGUGUCACCUGCUGGCAGAGUCUGUGUAACCUGACCACACACCGGGACCAUCUCCCCUGAAAUAUAAUCCAUUUCCAGGAACAACACACCACACAGCUUGGUUUACUUACCUCGAGCCAAUGAGACGUAUUCAAACGUUCGCUGCUAUGGUUCUCCUCAUUUCUCUAUUCCUGAUCUUCUUCUACUCAACGCUACACCUAGAGACGACGUACAGUCACAAGGCCGGACCGGACGACCUCCCGAAGCAUCCGAGUGUCCAGGUCCGAGCCGAUGAUGUGAGGACCUCGAAGCCGGAGAGCAUCACCGUGCCUCACCCUGUUGUCUACAAUGUGUCCGUGUCUGAUGGCCUCAGACAAACCAUCUCUCAAAAUGGAGCGUACUGGAACCGUCUGCUGUACUCGGCCCUCAGGAACCUGGACAAGGGAGAAAAUGCCUACAAGGACCACACUGAUUGGUCCCGUUGUCGGGAAACAAAUCUAGAAGUUCUACAGACUAACGUGCAUGACUUCAUCUCCUACCCGGUCUUAUUCCAGGACUUUUUGCAGGGCAUGAACUGCAGGACUCCUCCGGUCCUGAUCAACCAGCCCAAAAAGUGCAUCUCCAGUAAAGAGAUGAGGGACAACCGGACCUUCCUGCUUUUUGCUAUCAAGUCAACUCCUGGAAACUUUGAGCGGAGGCAGGCGGUGCGGGAGACCUGGGGCCGAGAGGGGAAGUAUCAGAGCGGACUGAGAGUUCACACGGUGUUUUUGUUGGGCACCUCUCCGCAGGAUGACCCCGACCUCGGCCCGCUGCUGUCAUUUGAAGCGAGACACUAUGGGGACAUCCUGCAGUGGGACUUCCAUGAAUCCCUCCUGAACCUGACGCUCAAAAUGAACAUGUUCCUCCAGUGGACGCUGAAACAUUGUCCCCACGUCUCCUUUGUUUUUAGCGGGGACGAUGAUGUGUUUGUCAACACGGCAGCAUUACUCGGCUACCUGCAGUCUCUGGAGCCAGCGAAGGCCUCUCAGCUGUAUGUUGGACAUAUCAUCAGCACGGCGAAUCCUCUCCGGGAUCCUAAAAGCAAAUACUACAUCCCUCUGAGCUUCUAUGACGGCCCGUACCCUGCUUAUGCUGGUGGAGGAGGUUUUCUCAUCUCGGGAGCGCUGCUACAAAGGCUGUACUCGGUGUCACAUGUCAUCCCUUUCUUCCCCAUCGACGACGUCUACAUUGGGAUGUGCUUCAAGGCUGUGGGAGUUUCUCCCGAGGCGCACGCAGGCUUUCAGACGUUUGAUGUGAAGGAGCAGGAUCGUGAGAAUCUGUGCAUCCAUAAAGAUCUAAUUCUGAUUCACCAGCGCUCCCCGCAGCAGGUGAAGAAGUUGUGGAGGGGCAUUCACAGCCCAUUGUUGACUUGUUGAAAAGAGCAGGUGAGCAGAAAGGAGCGGCAGGGUAAGAAAACACAGACCGCAGUGACAUUGAAGCCAUGGCAUGUCUGCUUUCAUCAUUGUCCAUUUUAGAUGGAGCCUUAGCAGGAAGUGUAAACACACAAACGUUACAACAAACCAGCUUUUUUAAGCUUCAACAGGACACUGUCAUAAUAGGAAGACAUUUUCACGAUGAUGCGGCUGAACAAGCAUCCUCUUUUUUGGUUUUGUUUUUGUUUUCUCAUCUGACCAAUGAGGAUCAAUAAUAUAUUGUACUGCCAAGUCAAACAGUUCAGAUGUGUCAUUAAAGGAAACAGUUUUAUUUGG